CUUCUCUUGUUCAAUUGUGCACGUUGCAUUCGGAGCGUGUCGUGUGGAUUCCACGUCUUUCGGAGUUUGGUGCAUGGUUAUUUGAAUUGAAAUUAUUUUCCUCGCCAGUCGUAAAGUGAACUCACUUGUGUGCAGUAGCCAAGCAGUGUGACGACUUGUUUCUGCGCUUUGUUCCGUUGUAAUUCGAUGAUCCCCAAAUGACCUUGAGUGGAUACGGUGGGUCCACGUUUGAUCGCUGUUGAAUUGGUUUCGAAUCUACCCUCCUACGAUCCAUCCAUCCCGUUAAGGGAACUAUGCCCGAGGAGGGCUUUUAGGCAUCAUCAUUCAGUCUUUGACUACGGGAACAUACCAAGCACGGUUAACUAAAAAGCUGAACUGCUCAACUGCUGCAGCAGCCUAGACGUCGCAGAAUAAACGGAAGCCAACAGCGUCUCAACAGCGGAAGUGACAAGUCUGCGUAUUGUGCGUUGAGCGGGGAAAAGUGUGCACCUGAACGUUGCAUUCCACGAAAUUGCACGAUGCAUAAAGCAGCGUACAGUGUUACCUUCGUUCGUCACGGCGAAAGCGAAUGGAAUAAGAUGAACCUCUUCUGCGGUUGGCACGACGUCGGUCUCAGUGAGGAAGGUGAAUGGGACGCGUUGGAAGUGUCGGCAGCAGCACUGAAGCGGGAAAACAUGCGUUACGAUAUCGCGUUCACUUCCUGUCUGCGCCGAGCUAAUCAAACUCUGGACAUUAUUCUAAAGGAGCUCAAUCUCACCGACAUUCCUGUGAGGCAACUGUGGCGCCUAAACGAACGUCACUACGGUGCUCUGACCGGGUUUAACAAGCGCCAGAUGGCCGACAUCUACGGCGAAGAGCAGGUACAGGUGUGGCGGCGCAGCUUCAACGUCCCACCACCAGCCAUCGAACCAACCAACCCGUAUUAUCACGCGAUCAAGAACAAUCCUCGACUGCGGCACAUUAGCGAGCAGGAUUUCCCCACGACCGAAACACUCGAAACGACCAUGGAGCGAGUCGUGCCGGAGUGGACGGACUCGAUCAUACCGGAGGUUCGUGGCGGCAAGCGGGUACUGGUUGUGGCCCAUGGUACCAGUCUGCGCGGUUUGGUGAAGCACAUUCAAGGUAUUUCAGACGCGGACAUCAUGAAGUUCAACCUACCGAACAGUAUUCCGUUCAUAAUAGAUUUCGACGAGUCGAUGAAGAUGGUGGGCGGCAUCCGGUUCCUGGCGAACGACGACACCGUGCUGAAGGCCAUGGAGAAGGUGGCCUCGAUCGGUGGAAAGUAGCAACAGAAGGACUAAGCUUAAAAGUUUCCCCGAUAUCCCAAGCGUGUAACACACACCCCGCACUGCUCCGAUACGUCCGGUGCUACUCUACCUCAUACCCAGAAACCUUUUUCUUAGUAGAUGCAAUGGUUUCUUUUGCUUCUCUUUGGAGGGUUUUGCUAGGAGCAGUGUUAGACAAAACCCUCUCGUUUGUUUGUGCUUUCCUCUCAUAAUUUUCAACUACUUUUCUGUCACUAGAAAACCAGGUUUCUGAGCGAUUUUUUAAAUAUUAAUACGGCAUAAUAUUAUUGUAAAAAAAUGAAUUUAGAAUGUAUAGGAUGCUUCUUACUGAAUGGGGCAUGUUAUGAGGAUGUUGAACUCAUACCCACCAAGAACAUAAUCGACAGCGACCCCCAGUUCGGCACUAGACGCAGGUGAGCACAGCGACCUCGAUAGCUGGAUCAGGUGAAACAACACCUGUCGGAGAUCAGAUGUGUACAUCGAUGGUAGGCUGCAGCCAGGGACUGAGCAUCCUGGAGAAUAAUUGCUAACCGGGCCAUGCCACAACGACGUGCUCUUUUGUGAGCACGAGAGGGAGAGAGGAAGCUUCCCGCGUCAAUAUUGCCUUUUUGAAGCUACUGUAUUACUUGUGUGUUGUGGUCGUAGAACCUUAAAUUUGGAAAAUGCACUACAUUUUACAUGAUUAUGUUCCGUUAGAUGUAAGAGAAUAGUAGCGGGAGGAGUAUUAUUGUAUCGUAUUUAUAGCGAUAGCCUCGUUUAUACAAGAUUAAUUGUGUACUGGUCCAAUACGAGUGUUGGUAGCGCGUAUAUUCGAGUGUACAAGAACGCAGAAUAAACCCUUUGUAAACUAA
Messenger RNA from Anopheles coluzzii, 2137 nucleotides. Its product is annotated as phosphoglycerate mutase 2-like. The record is from RefSeq and is a predicted model, not a curated record. Gene Ontology annotation, molecular function: intramolecular phosphotransferase activity. The coding region runs from base 519 to 1286 and encodes 255 amino acids. The transcript has 4 exons. NCBI's taxonomy places the organism in Eukaryota, Metazoa, Arthropoda, Insecta, Diptera, Culicidae. Gene Ontology annotation, biological process: glycolytic process.